This is a messenger RNA of Arachis ipaensis, 1173 nucleotides long. Its product is annotated as transcription termination factor MTERF8, chloroplastic-like. Gene Ontology annotation, molecular function: double-stranded DNA binding. Gene Ontology annotation, biological process: regulation of DNA-templated transcription. The record is from RefSeq and is a predicted model, not a curated record. NCBI's taxonomy places the organism in Eukaryota, Viridiplantae, Streptophyta, Magnoliopsida, Fabales, Fabaceae.
AUGCGGGGAUCUUGUCUCAAAAACCUGUUCUUGUACCACCUUACAGUCAUCACAAGAACCCCAUCAACCUCAUUUCUGAUCCCUUCACCUUCUUCCCCAUUCCCUGCUCCCAAUUACGCUACAGUCACCAAAACCCUGGAAAAACAAUCCUUUACGGUGAGUUACCUCGUCAACAAUUGUGGGUUCCUCCCAGAUUCCGCUCUUCGAGCUUCGAAAUACGUCCUUUUAAAGAGUCCCGAGAAACCCGACUCAGUCAUUGCACUCUUCAGGAGCUUCGGUUUCUCAGAUUUGCAGAUUCACAAUGUCAUUCGGAGAUCACCCAAGGUUCUCGUCAGCAAACCCAAAGAGACCAUCUUACCCAAGCUCGAGUUCCUCAUCUCCAAAGGUGCUUCAAAAUCGCAACUUGCCCGCCUCAUCGAGCUCAACCCUCUAAUCUUGCAAAGAAGCUUAGAGAAACACCUGAUCCCCACUUUCGAUUUUUUGAACAAUUUCAUUCGUUCUGAAGAAAGGACCGUUGCUUCUAUCUUACGCGCUGUCCCAAUUUUAACUUGUUCUAAGACGCUUCGAAAUAUUAACAUGUUGGUUGAUUUAGGAGUCCGUGAGAUAAGCAUGUCAUGGCUGAUUCGCCAGUGGCCUUGGUUGAUUCUAUACGCUUCUGAAGUUCGCCUUAAGAGUAUAGUAGAUGAAGUCAUUAAAAUGGGGGUUGAUCCCAACAAGGCUAAUUUUGUUGCUGCAUUGUAUGCUAAGUUUCUUCCAAAGUCCAUGUGGGAUAAGAAAGUUGAGUUGUACAAGAGUUUUGGAUUAACUGAUGACAACAUUCGUGAGGCUUUUGUGAAGCACCCUUUCUGUAUGCUGAAAUCUGUGCAGAAAAUUGAGGCCUGCGUUGGAUUCUUUGUCAAAGAACUCGGUUGGGAGCCUGCUGAAGUAACCAAUAAUCCGGUUCUUCUCUCGCUGGAUUUGGACAAAAGGAUUGUUCCGAGGGCUGCUGUCAUGAAGAUUCUUAUCUCCAAUGGUGUCAUUAAGAGUGGCAGGCAUGCUUCUGCAUAUUAUGUUUCUGAAGAGGAGUUUUUUAAGAAGUAUGUUAAUCGUGACAAGGAUCAUGCUCCCGACUUAUUGACGCUGUAUCAUGAGAAAAUGAAUCUUCCAGUAAUGGAUAGUAAAUUGAUGUCUUGA